AUGACGAAUAGCUGGACUGGUACCUUUAAGAGAAGAGUGGUCGUAGUGGACGACCCAAAAACAUCUGCCCGAGGAGUUCCUUUCAGAGAUCAAGGUAUUGGGCCACUUGCUUUAAGACCUUCUCAAUUCCCUUCUAAACGCCUCUCUGGGAGUAGAGUUCGAGUACGCUACCGAAGCGAAAAUCCCCAGUUCCAUUCACUUGACGUGAACGAAGUAAAUGGGUUGCUUCUGAAAGCUACCUCCCCUCUACCUCCUCCCCUCCACUUUGUUUCCCCCUUUCCCCCAUUUUUUAAGGGGCGCAAGCCUUCUGCCCCCGUAUGA
Messenger RNA from Paracoccidioides brasiliensis Pb18, 321 nucleotides. RefSeq lists its product as uncharacterized. The coding region runs from base 1 to 321 and encodes 106 amino acids. The transcript has 2 exons. The record is from RefSeq and is a predicted model, not a curated record.